GAGAACUGUUUCCGGGUCAGGGGGUAGGAGCCACCAUGGAACCUCACGGGGUUGCAGGGCUGGCGGAUCCGCAGGCCGGCGUCUAAGCCUAGAGGGGUGCAGCGUGGCCAGCGCCUCCGGGGACACGCCAGCCGGUCCUGAAGGCCCGCGGCCGCCGCCAUGUCGGUGCUGGGCGAGUACGAGCGACACUGCGAUUCCAUCAACUCGGACUUCGGGAGCGAGUCCGGGGGUGGCGGGGACUCGGGCCCGGGACCCAGCGCCAGUCAGGGGCCGCGAGCCGGCGGCGGCGCGGCGGAGCAGGAGGAGCUGCAUUACAUCCCCAUCCGCGUCCUGGGCCGCGGCGCCUUCGGGGAAGCCACGCUGUACCGCCGCACCGAGGAUGACUCACUGGUUGUGUGGAAGGAAGUUGAUUUGACCCGCCUGUCUGAGAAGGAACGUCGUGAUGCCUUGAAUGAGAUUGUUAUUCUGGCACUGCUGCAGCACGACAACAUUAUCGCCUACUACAAUCACUUCAUGGACAAUACUACCCUACUGAUUGAGCUGGAAUAUUGUAAUGGAGGAAACCUGUAUGACAAAAUCCUUCGUCAGAAGGACAAGUUGUUUGAGGAAGAGAUGGUAGUGUGGUACCUAUUUCAGAUUGUUUCAGCAGUGAGCUGUAUCCAUAAAGCUGGGAUCCUUCAUAGAGACAUAAAGACAUUAAAUAUUUUUCUGACCAAGGCAAACCUGAUAAAACUUGGAGAUUAUGGCCUCGCAAAGAAACUUAAUUCUGAAUAUUCCAUGGCUGAAACGCUUGUGGGAACCCCAUAUUACAUGUCUCCAGAGCUCUGUCAAGGAGUAAAAUACAAUUUCAAGUCUGAUAUCUGGGCGGUAGGCUGCGUCAUUUUUGAACUGCUUACGCUAAAGAGAACGUUUGAUGCUACAAAUCCACUCAACCUGUGUGUGAAGAUUGUGCAAGGAAUCCGAGCCAUGGAAGUUGAUUCUAGCCAGUACUCUUUGGAAUUGAUCCAGAUGGUCCACGCAUGCCUUGACCAGGAUCCUGAGCAGAGACCCACUGCAGAUGAGCUUCUAGAUCGCCCCCUUCUCAGGAAACGUAGGAGAGAAAUGGAGGAAAAAGUCACUCUGCUUAAUGCACCUACAAAGAGACCAAGGUCAAGCACUGUGACUGAAGCACCCAUUGCUGUGGUAACAUCACGAACCAGUGAAGUCUAUGUUUGGGGUGGUGGAAAGUCCACCCCCCAGAGACUGGAUGUCAUCAAGAGUGGCUGUAGUGCCCGGCAGGUGUGUGCCGGGAAUACCCACUUUGCUGUGGUCACAGUGGAGAAGGAACUGUAUACCUGGGUGAACAUGCAAGGCGGUACCAAACUCCACGGUCAGCUGGGCCAUGGAGACAAAGCCUCCUAUCGACAGCCAAAGCAUGUGGAAAAGUUGCAAGGCAAAGCUAUCCAUCAGGUGUCAUGUGGUGAUGAUUUCACUGUCUGUGUGACAGAUGAGGGUCAGCUGUAUGCCUUUGGGUCGGAUUAUUAUGGCUGCAUGGGAGUGGACAAGGUUGCUGGCCCAGAAGUGCUAGAGCCCAUGCAGCUGAACUUCUUCCUCAGCAAUCCAGUGGAGCAGGUCUCCUGUGGAGAUAAUCACGUGGUGGUUCUGACACGAAACAAGGAAGUCUAUUCUUGGGGCUGUGGCGAAUAUGGUAGGGGUAGCCUUGUCUCUGUCCACUUCUUCCCAGGACGACUGGGUUUGGAUUCAGAAGAGGAUUAUUAUACACCACAAAAGGUGGAUGUUCCUAAGGCCUUAAUUAUUGUUGCAGUUCAAUGUGGCUGUGAUGGGACAUUUCUGCUGACCCAGUCAGGCAAAGUGCUUGCCUGUGGACUCAAUGAGUUCAACAAGCUGGGUCUGAAUCAGUGCAUGUCUGGAAUCAUCAACCAUGAAGCUUACCAUGAAGUUCCCUACACAACCUCCUUUACCUUGGCCAAACAGUUGUCCUUUUAUAAGAUCCGUACCAUUGCCCCAGGCAAGACUCACACAGCCGCAAUUGAUGAGCGAGGCCGGCUGCUGACCUUUGGCUGCAACAAGUGUGGGCAGUUGGGCGUUGGGAAUUACAAGAAGCGUCUGGGCAUCAAUCUAUUGGGGGGACCCUUAGGUGGGAAGCAAGUGAUCAGGGUUUCCUGUGGUGACGAGUUUACCAUUGCUGCCACUGAUGAUAAUCACAUUUUUGCCUGGGGCAAUGGUGGUAAUGGCCGCCUGGCAAUGACCCCCACAGAGAGACCACAUGGUUCUGAUAUCUGUACCUCAUGGCCUCGGCCCAUUUUUGGAUCUCUACAUCACGUCCCAGACCUAUCUUGCCGUGGCUGGCAUACCAUUCUCAUUGUUGAAAAAGUACUGAAUUCUAAGACCAUCCGUUCCAAUAGCAGUGGCUUAUCCAUUGGAACUGUGUUUCAGAGCUCUAGCCCUGGAGGUGGAGGUGGUGGUGAAGAGGAGGACAGUCAGCAGGAAUCUGAAACUCCCGAUCCCAGUGGAGGCUUCCGAGGAACAAUGGAAGCAGACCGAGGAAUGGAAGGCUUAAUCAAUCCCACUGAGGCCAUGGGGAACAGUAGUGGGGCCAGCAGCUCCUGUCCUGGCUGGCUUCGAAAGGAGCUGGAAAAUGCAGAAUUCAUCCCCAUGCCUGACAGCCCAUCUCCCUUAAGUGCAUUUUCAGAAUCUGAGAAAGAUACCCUGCCUUAUGAAGAACUACAAGGACUCAAAGUGGCCUCUGAAGCUCCCUCAGAACACAAGCCCCCAGCGGGAGCCUGGCCACCUCGGCUGAAUCCUCCAGUAACAUGUGCAGGGAAGGGAGUACCCCUGACAGCUCCAGCCUGUGCAUGCAGCUCUCUGCAGGUGGAGGUCGAGAGAUUGCAGGGUCUGGUAUUAAAGUGUCUGGCUGAACAACAGAAGCUACAGCAAGAAAACCUCCAAAUUUUUACCCAACUACAGAAACUGAAUAAGAAAUUAGAAGGAGGACAGCAGGUGGGGAUGCAUUCCAAAGGAACUCAGACAGCAAAGGAAGAGAUGGAAAUGGAUCCAAAGCCUGACAUAGAUUCAGAUUCCUGGUGCCUUCUGGGAACAGACUCCUGUCGACCCAGCCUCUAGUCUCCUGAGCCUGUAUAGCCCCCAGGAAACUGGGAUCCAAAGAACUUCACAGCACACUUACCAAUGCAAAGAGCAGCUUUCCUGGCUUUGUUCACUUGCAGACAAGGAGCACAAGGCAGAGGCUCUGAAGCACUUUCCUUGUACGUUUGGAGAGCGGCAUUGCCUAAUAUUAGAUAGGCUCUAGAAGUGAUUUUAUUUUGAAGAAUGAAAGGGCCCCAGGGCCUAUCAUCACUGACUGCCACAGCAGCCACUCUGGACCUUAUCUGUUGAUCCCACCUUUGACCGGGAGACACAGUUCUCACCUUAAUUGCGCUGGUAGCAGCUUAUAUCCCAUAUAUCAUUGUCACCAUUGAUUGGAAGCUGCCCUGAGAAUUAAACACCAGGCAUUGCACCUCUGGGUGGGGGAAGGAAAGCUGGAAUGGGCUGGAACUAGGUGUGGCCCAUCCAGUGUCCUCUGGAGAGUGGCAGAGUAGUCUGAGCCUCCUCAGGAGCUCUAAAUCUGAGAAAGUAUGUCUGGUGAAAACAAUCUAGGGCUUGUUUCCAGAAAGUUCAGUUACUUCAUACAGCUCCAUGCUUUAGGAGGAAAAGUGGGCUUAGAUUGCUUUUCCUCAGGUUGGUUGAAAUUUUUCAGUGAGGAGAAAGGGCGGGUCCCUCCGCAUCACACAGCUGGAGUUUCAGGAUGUGGCUGAUGCAGGGUGGGAUUGCCUAGCUUCGGAAGAUUCCUCUGUAAUGGAUGAGGUGUCUCAGAGAACUAUGUCUGUGGGGCCAUAGGACUGGACUGAAGAGAAAAUCACGAGGGAGAGGAGCUCUUCUAGCUGCCUCUACCUGGUAAGUUAGAGAGGGCUGAGAGGGACUCUGGAGUCUGCCCAGAAGGCUUAUGCCUCUACCUUCAUAGCUCUUAAGGUUCUAAGCUUGACAUCAGCAACCCCAGCCACUCCCUUUCUAUAUGCUAGUCAGUAUUUUUCCCCUUUUGGUGUUUUUUGAAGCCAUAUUGUAACCAGUGAAUCUAUAUCAUCUUUCCUACUUGAGUGGCCCAAAGCCAGCACCUGGGGGUCCCUGAAGCCUAACAGAAUGGGUAGAACCUGCUGAGUGAAAGGAAUUCGCCUGAGAGCUCACUGCUAAUCUCAUCUUCAUUUUGUCCUGGUAGAACAGGAACAAGCUAGCUUUCCCAAAGAGAAAUAGUAUCCCAGAAGAACAAAAUUUCAUAUAGAAAGUUCUGGGCAGGUAUUUGAUAGUUUCACUUAAAAAUGUGAGCUUUGUGUUUCCGUCUAGCCUUACAAAAUGUCUCUUUAGUAAUUUGAGUCAUAAAAGCUUCUUUGAUGAGUCUCACAUCCUGCCUCCCUACAAACGGCUAAAUUUUAUUUCAUUUUCCCCAAACCAAAAUACGUUUAAUAUCUGUUUUAUCAUGUGGCAGGUCCUAUGCCAUGGAAAUUUUGCCAUUUCCAUAAAACUGGUGAUGUAAAGGCUGAUGCUGGGGGAAACCCCAUGGGUGGGGAUGGGCAACUCUAUUCAAUGGGACCUUUGGUUUGAUGUUCCCGUUGUUUUCUCAAUUGUGGGAAGCCUAGUACAUUAGUACUACUGUAAUCACUGAAGCCUUUUCUUGAAGUAAGGGAAGAGGCUGACCUUGGAUUAAAGUUACAAGUUCUGGGGACUUGUGGGCUUGCUAUAAACCCUAAAAGUGGGGUUUGGUUCAUCUUGUUAAGUACAACUUUGAUUUUCUUAAGAACUGGCUGCCCUGUCAUGUCUCUAUAACCUCAUGCUCACCAUCUCAGCAGGCCUGAGAGACAAGGUCAGUUUGGGUGUUCAUCGUGUGAGGACUGCUUCCACUGUGAAGCUGAGGGACAUGGGCAUGCUGCUGAGACCAUAGGGUGCAAGGGAACGCUGAAGGUGGGUGAGAGCCCUGCUCUUGUUCAGAGGGGGUCAUUCCCUAGCAGUGGAAAUGGUGGUCGUUUUCUCAGGCAUGUCCCCUUGGGAAGUCUAGAUUUGCUAUUAAUCUGGCUGAGAAUCAAGUUAUGUGCCUUUGAGACAAUUUGUACUCUCUCAAAUUGUGCCUGGGACAGCCAUAUAUUUUUUUUCCCACCAAACAACUAUGCAAACAAACAGAAACCAGUUCAGAGGUGGAGAACGUGAAAGGUGAGGCAGUAGUAAUGCCUUUGAACGGUUUUCUGUAGCUAGUUCUCUUUAGAUUUUGUCCUGCUUUUCUUCUUCAUGCAGUACUAGGCGUUUUAAGUUUUCUAGUAGUAUUGCUUUUGAGUUAGAGUAUAACCUGAGUUACUCCUGUGCUCUGACAUUGUUGUGAAAGAACUAGCUUAUUGUUAGCCAUGUGCUUGAGGGUGGAAUGGUUUGGCAUUUCUGUUUCAAAUAAACAUUUAAACUCUCCAUCAGU
Otolemur garnettii (small-eared galago) is the source of this 5509-nucleotide messenger RNA. RefSeq names its product NIMA related kinase 9 (gene NEK9). Bases 160 to 3123 code for a protein of 987 amino acids. Gene Ontology annotation, cellular component: centrosome. The record is from RefSeq and is a predicted model, not a curated record. The transcript is spliced from 22 exons. Gene Ontology annotation, biological process: protein phosphorylation. Lineage: Eukaryota; Metazoa; Chordata; Mammalia; Primates; Galagidae. Gene Ontology annotation, molecular function: protein kinase activity; ATP binding; protein kinase binding.